AUGUCCCCAUACCGCCUUAUUUUUGGAAAAGCCUGCCACCUCCCAGUGGAGCUGCAACACAAUGCAUAUUGGGCCAUCAAACGGCUUAAUUUUGAUCCCCACGAGGCGGGUUCUCAGAGGAAACUCCAGCUUGAUGAGUUGGAGGAAAUUCGGAAUGAUGCGUACGAUUGUGCGAAGCUCUACAAGGAAAAAAUGAAGAAGAUUCAUGAUCAACAAAUUUUGAGAAAAUCCUUUGAAAUUGGUCAAAAGGUUCUUCUCUAUAAUUCUCGUUUGCAUCUUUUCCCGGGAAAACUCAAAUCUCGAUGGACCGGACCGUUUAUCGUUCGUACUAUUUCGACCCACAGAGCUAUCGAGAUUGAGGAUCCCAAGAACGGCAAUACAUUCAAAGUAAAUGGCCAAAGGUUGAAACCGUUCUUGGAAUUGAAAAAUCCAGAAGUAGAGGAAAUGCUACUGGACGACCCCGUCUAUCACGACUGA
Messenger RNA from Alnus glutinosa, 477 nucleotides. RefSeq lists its product as uncharacterized. Lineage: Eukaryota; Viridiplantae; Streptophyta; Magnoliopsida; Fagales; Betulaceae. The transcript has a single exon. The record is from RefSeq and is a predicted model, not a curated record. The coding region runs from base 1 to 477 and encodes 158 amino acids.